This is a messenger RNA of Rhododendron vialii, 2538 nucleotides long. Its product is annotated as protein FAR1-RELATED SEQUENCE 6-like. The record is from RefSeq and is a predicted model, not a curated record. The transcript is spliced from 5 exons. Gene Ontology annotation, biological process: regulation of DNA-templated transcription. Gene Ontology annotation, molecular function: zinc ion binding. The coding region runs from base 1 to 2538 and encodes 845 amino acids. NCBI's taxonomy places the organism in Eukaryota, Viridiplantae, Streptophyta, Magnoliopsida, Ericales, Ericaceae.
AUGCAGCACGCCGGGCCACCACCACUGGAGCCCCCACGGAUCGACCAGCCCACCACCACCACCGACGCUGCACCACAACUCGCACCACGAUUCUCCCACCACUACGAUCUCCUCUCUUCUCUCUCCUCCCGCCUUUCCUUCUUCUGUCUGCAUUGUACAUGUGGACUAGUUCAAUUCUUUUUUAAACAUAGUUAUGUGUGUAUGUUCUUAAGUCUUGUAUUUCUUAUUUUUAGCAUCAUGGAAAUACAAGAUCAAAAUUUGGAGGAAAUUCAAAAUUUGGAGGUGGUAUUGGAACCAAAGGUUGGAACAAGAUUUGAAUCUGAAUACGAAGCCCAGGAAUGCUAUGCUACUUAUGCGAAAGCGAAAGGUUUCGGUGUAAUCACAAAAACCUCUAAGAAGCGUGACAAGGUAAAGUCGAAUAUAACUUAUGGUUGUCAUCGGGCUGGAAAUGCCAGGCCAACGGGUUUGAAUCCCAUUAAAUUCCAUCCAACACCAAAAACAGGUUGUAAAGCCCAUAUGAAUAUCUCUUUGAAAGUUGACGGGAAGUGGAUGUUGAAUUUGAUUGAAUUGAACCAUAACCAUGAAAUGGAUCCAGAAAAAGUGAAAUAUCUUCGGUACUACCGGAAUAUCCCACCCCAUUCGAAGAGGAUAAUUGAAUUACAUGCGGCAGCCGGAAUCACAAUGAACAAAACCAUUGCCUCAUGUGUAAUAGAGGCAGGGGGGCUUGAUAAUCUACCAUGGAUAGAUAAGGAUGCAAGGAAUUUGAAGGAUAAAGAAAGGCAUGCACUGCUCAAAGAAGGGGAUGCCGAUGCAAUGCAUAAGUACUUUGUCAAAAUGCAUAAAGAUAAUAGUGACUUCUUCUAUGCCAUCGAUCUUGAUGAAGAUAACCGAUUACGGAAUGUCUUUUGGGCUGAUGCGUGUAGUAGAGAGUUGUGUAAAGAAUUUGGCGAUGUGGUCACCUUUGACACGACUUACCUUGUUAACAAAUACAAUAUGCCUUUUGCACCAUUCGUAGGGGUCAACCAUCAUGGACAAUCGAUUUUGUUUGGAUGUGGUUUGGUAACACGGGAGGACACUCCUUCAUUUGUAUGGUUGUUUGAGACUUGGCUUUCUUGCAUGAAUGGUUCAUACCCUAACGCCAUCAUCACAGAUCAAUGUAGGGCAAUGCAAAACGCGAUAAGUCAAGUCUUUCCAAAUACACGACAUCGUUGGUGUUUGUGGCAUAUCAUGAAAAAAAUUCGUGACAAGUUGAAGAGUUGCAACGAGUAUAAGGUGAUAAAAACAUCUCUCAAGAGUGCUGUUUAUGAUUCCUUGUAUCCAGUGGACUUUGAACAAAAUUGGGCAGAGCUCAUCAAACAAUUUAAUCUACAAGGCAAUGAUUGGCUAGCUGGAUUGUACGAGGAGAGGCAUCGAUGGAUACCAGCAUUUGUUAAGGAUACUUUUUGGGCGGGGAUGUCAACAACCCAACGAAGCGAAAGCAUCAAUGCCUUCUUUGAUGGCUACGUCCAUUCCAAUACCACCUCGAAGGAGUUUGUGGGGCAAUAUGAGAAUGCCUUGGGUAAGAAGGUGAUGAAAGAAGAAGAGGCAAACGCCCAUUCCUUAAACUUUCAAAUUCAGAAAGUGUCCCCUUAUGGUUUUGAAGACCAAUUUCAGCAAGCAUACACAAUUGGGAAAUGCAAACAAUUCCGAGAGCAAGUAGGCCAAACAAUUGGGUGCAAUUUGACUAUUGGACCGGUAGUAAAUGGUAUUUCACAGUUCCACAUUGAACAAGACAUCCUAGUUGGAAAGAAAAAAUAUAUAUUUAAGACUUGCACUUUCCUUGUUCAUUUUAAUGAGGAGACAACAGAAACUAAUUGCAAUUGCCGGUUGUUCGAGAGUAAGGGAAUGGUGUGCUCGCAUAUGAUCUCGGUUUGGUCAAAAAAGAAGCUUGAAGUAGUGCCCGAUAAAUAUAUUCUACGACGAUGGAUGAAAAACUUGGUGAGGAGUCAUACAAAAAUUAAGGUGAGUUAUGUUAAUUGGGAGCGCAAGCCUGAAUUUGUUCGCUAUGACAGAUUGUUGAAGUUAUUCAAUGAGGCCGCCGAUAAUGCCAUGUACUCCAUUGCCAAGACUGAUAGGAUGGCGACUAGGUUGCAAGAAAUUAAAGCGGAAAAUGACUUAUAUGAUGAGGAGUGUCAGACCAAUACGCCUACGGUUGGAGAUGUACAAAAUGAUUUGGAAAGUUUCAAAGAUAAAUCAAAUACCGUGGGCGAUCCAAGUGUAGGGCCUCGGAGAGGGCGACCGCGGACGAAAAGGAAACAAUCAAUGACUGAGCAAAUUGUUAGGAAGAAUACGAAAUCAAACAAAAGGGUCCAAUGUAGUCGCGCCAAUGCAAAGAGUACACCGGAUGUGGAAGUCCACACUCAUGCUACGAGAUUUCACGAGAUUGUCAUGCAAGAGAGUGGAAACCCAUCUCAGGCAAGUGUAGGAUAUCUUGGUAUGUGGACCUAUGACCUUAAUGAAUCUCCAUAUGAUUUGGGACAUGAUUAUAGGAUGGAAUGA